AUGGGAAAGUUCUUUCCGCCCUUCACGUUAGCGACCGAAGGUGACUUCAGAGUGAGUAUCGAGCACCCCACUGCGUUUCGCCCCGAGGAAUACGCCGAAUUUCGACCUGACAAAAUGGGCAAGGCGACCUUGUUCCAAUCAUCCCGCUUGCUGGUUGGGCUGAAUUGCUUCGAACCUGGUCAAGAACAUGCCCUUCAUGCCCACGAAGGCAUGGAUAAGGUGUACCAUGUAUUGCAGGGGCGGGGGCUCUUCACGCUGGAAGGCAAAGAGCUGCCGAUGGAGCCGGGCAUGAUGUUGAUUGCCCCCGAAGGCGUUGGAGUCUCGAGGGAGAAAACGAUGCCAGAGAAACUAAUGAACGGACCAAUCGAUCUCUUGGCGAUUCUGGCCAUCGUGGGUACCGUGCUCAAUCUCAUUGCCUUAAUGCAGGGUGUGGCCGUACGGCGUCUUGCAGGGAAAACACUGGUCGACCUGGGCCAAUCGAACAUCGGCAGGGCUUGGGAGUUGGCCGUUGUAAUCAUCUUCCUGGUGCCCGUAGGACUUAUCUUCGCUCAGCCGGCACCGAAAAAAGUUCCCACGCCGAAGUUUGGCGAACAGCGAUUCACCCCCGAGAAAGUUCGCUCGAGUCAGAUCAAAGCCGAUCUCCUAACGCGUGGUUUGACUCAUGGUCUCUUCAUCGUGUCGAUCUUGGCCGCCCACGUGAUGGGUGUUCGCCCGGGGCGCUGCGAAUUUGCCGAGAAGGGCCUAAUCUACGGUGGCUGGCAAUUGCGAACGUGGGACCUGCUGACCUCUUUCUCCUGGAUCGAGGGCCCCCCCACGCGGCUCACCAUGCGAUUUGAUGAGUCUUCCCGUCAGGCAGUUGUGCCGCCCGAGCACACAGCCGCCAUCGAUCAACUGCUUCGUCAGCACAUUGCCGGAGAAGACAGUCUCCAGACGGCCGACACCACAACCCACGCGUUUCCAGCCACUACCGAGUUGCGACUAGAUGGAUCGCCACGAAACCUCGCCCGUCGCGUCUGGUUAGCCUUCCUGGCUUUGAUGGUCACCUCGCUGUGCGUGGCAACCACUCACGCUCAACUUCCCACGGCGAGACUCAUGGCUACACAGCCAGUGGGAGGGCAGCAGGGGACAUCGGUCGAUCUGACGAUUACCUCUUCCGCCGAUUUAGACGGCGCCGAUCGGCUGUGGUUCAACCAUCCCGGGAUUACAGCCACACAGAAAACUCAACAGGUUGAAGGCCAAGAGCAACCCCAACCGGUGGCCAAUGCUUUUACUGUUUCCAUUGCCUCGGAUGUGCCCCCUGGCAACUACGAGAUGAGAGCGGAAGGCACCUACGGUGUUUCCAACCCUCGCACGUUUGUGGUCGGCGAUCGGCCGGAAACUUCUGAGACCGAGCCAAACAACAGUCUCGAGCAAGCGGGCACGGUUGAUAUCGGUUCGGUCGUCAACGGGGUGAUCGGCGCAGCCAACGACAUGGACUGCUUCCGUUUUAAGGCUAGUGCUGGCCAACGCGUUAUCAUCACGGCCUGGGCUGAGAGGAUCGACUCUCGUCUCGAUGCCACGUUGGAACUAUUCGACCCCACCGGCUCGCUCGUACAACUCAAUCGCGACUGGGAUGGUCACGAUGCGUUGCUGGAUUACACACCCGAAGUCGAUGGCGAAUACGUGCUUCGCCUUUACGAUUUUCAAUACACCGGAGGUGCCGAACACUUCUACCGCCUGUGGAUCACCGACGGCCCUUAUGUCGAUAGCAUUGUUCCUCCGAUGGCCGAGCCAGGCACCAAGCAAAGCUUCACGCUCUACGGUCGAAAUCUACCCGGGGGAACAGCCACCGAAUGGGAAACCCCGGGUGGACCGCUCGAAGCAUUGACGGUCGAGUUCGAAGUGCCUGCCGCAUCCGAGAACCCGGAACUGAAUUGGGCCUCGCCCGUGCGACCGGCCGAAGCGGUUUUCGAUGGCGUGGAUUAUCGGCUUACGACGGAGAAGGGCACUUCCAACCCGUUACGGAUCGCUCGGGCCACCGCCCCGGUCGUUCUGGAACAAGAACCGAACUCCGAGGAAGGCACGGCUCAAGCAGUCGAGGCUCCUUGCGAAGUCGCCGGCCAGUUCCAGCAACUGGGCGAUGUGGAUUACUACACGUUUACCGCGACUAAAGGAACGGUGUACCAAAUCGAACUCGUCUCUCAGCGGUUCGGCUUGCCCACUGACCCGCUAUUACUUGUCGAGCAGAUCGUGGUCGACGACAAAGGCAACAUCAAGGUCAAGGACACCAAAGAGGCCGACGACGACGGGACCAAUGUAGGUGCGGCUCACUUUACCAGCACAAGCCACGACCCCGUAUAUCGCUUUCAGGCUCCAGAAGACGGAACCUAUCACAUCGCAGUUCAGGACCUUUAUCGGUCAACCCAGGCAUCGCCUCGAUUGGUGUAUGGACUUGCGAUCCGACCCGAGUCGCCUGAUUUUCGGCUGGUUGUGCAGCCUGAGUAUCCGCUCGAUGGCCGCAACGCUCCCAACCCUUGGACGCCGUUCUUGCGACGCGGCGGCACCGUGCGUUUCGACUGCAUGAUCUUCCGCCGCGACGGCUUCGCAGGUGAAGUGGCACUUUCGGUUCAGGGCCUACCCGAGGGAGUGACCUGUGCCGGCAGUGUGAUCGGCCCCGGGCAGUCAUCAACUCGGCUGAUUCUCUCCGCCGCGGAAGAUGCACCGGUAUGGUCGGGCGAAAUCAAGAUCAUUGGGGCCGCGCGAAUUGGCGAUGUGGAUGUCGUGCGAGAAGCCCGCAACUCAACAGUCGUCUGGGCGGGUACCCCGGCGGUAGUACGGGCGGCCGAACGAAUUGUGCUUUCUGUGGGUGAAACGGCACCGCUUGGCAUGACCGCUGGAGUGGACCGAGUCGAUCUGGUGCAAAGCAGCCAACUGAACAUCCCUCUCCAGAUUGCCCGCCGCGAGGGCUUCACGGCAAAGUUCGUCGUCACCGGAGAUCAACUCCCACCAAAGGUGACCAACGAGAGCGUGAAUGUGGCGGACAAUCAGACAGAGGCUACCGUGCAUCUUUUCGUCGAGCCCGAUGCCCCCACGGGCACCUACACGCUCUUCGUGCAGGGUGCGGGACAAGUGCCAUCGCCCCGAAAGGAUAAAGACGGCAAUCCCGUUCAGGUCAAUGUUGUCGAGGCCUCAACGCCCGUUACGGUGACGAUUGGGCCCAGCCCGUUAACGCUGGAACCCCAAGUACCUGGCAACGGGGCCGUGAAACGCGGAGCGGAACUAAAGAUUCCGGUCAAUGUGAAGCGCCAGAAUGGGUUUGAGGGGCCGGUAACUUUGGGGCUGAAGUUGCCCGCGAGUGUCACCGGCGUAGAAGCUGCGGAAGUGACUGUUGCAGGCGAUCAAACGGCUGGCGAGUUGAUUGUAAAACCGACCGGCGAGGCCACUGUCGGAAAUCAUGCCCACGUGGUGAUCGCUGCCCGAGCGAAGUUCAACGACAAAGAGGUCGAAGUUCAUCAGCGAAUUCCCUUGAACGUCACGGAAUAA
Messenger RNA from Cladocopium goreaui, 3522 nucleotides. The record is from the annotation of a GenBank genome assembly. Lineage: Eukaryota; Dinophyceae; Suessiales; Symbiodiniaceae.